ACUAUGUUUCCAAAUGCAACAGCUCGUAAAUUACUGGUGAUGCUGAUAUUUAUCUUAGUUUUCUGGGCCAUUUACUUGUCUUUAAAAGAAAUAAAGGGGACAGCUCUGGCCCUACCCCCCAUUGCCCUGCGGCUGCUGUCAGUGGCCUUCCUCUGCAGGAGGUCCAACAUAGGAGUUGAAUUGCUGCAAGAUACCUCCAGCAAGGUCUUACAAUGCAACAGUAAUUAGAACUUAGAAAAGAAAUGCCAGGUUGGAAUGAAGAUACCUUUCCCAGGGGUUAUACUGUGGAAAAGGCGGGUCACAGCAUUUUGCAACAGAUGGACCUUCAAAUAUUUUGACCACCGUGGAACCGGGGUCUUUAACCACAUGCUUCUGGAUGCUGAAAGACAUUUGAUUCAGUGGGAAAAGCAUGGUCAUCCAUUUAUUACCACGAAUCUGUUCUCUGUGAAAGAUGAACACUAUACCCCAUGAGAAAUGGACCAGGCAGCAGGAGACAGAGAACAGCACUUCAGACCCUUUGCCAUCAGCAUUUUCAUCAGUAGGGUCAUCAAUUUGCAAAAGGCCAUUGAAUGUCUGCUCUUGCGCAGCCCGGAGACCAAGGUGAUCCUUAAACAGCAGCGGUUCUCAACCUUAAACACCAGGGAGCUGUGUCUGCAUGCAGAGAUGUUUGGUGAUGUUCAUGGCUAUAGUCAGAAUCUUAUCAUGAGGGACAUUUAUGUGGAUCUCAGUAUGGGUAUUAUUGAUGCCUAGGACAUGACUAUUGCAUAUGGCACUAACCAUGCCCAUUCACUUGAUUAUGUGAUUGGAAAUCAGAUGAACAUCCCCUGGCCACCACCAUUCUACUUGCUGUCUCUGUGA
Myotis brandtii (Brandt's bat) is the source of this 858-nucleotide messenger RNA. It is a transcript of the gene NXPE2, whose product is annotated as neurexophilin and PC-esterase domain family, member 2. The record is from RefSeq and is a predicted model, not a curated record. NCBI's taxonomy places the organism in Eukaryota, Metazoa, Chordata, Mammalia, Chiroptera, Vespertilionidae.